AUGAUUAAGUCUAUCUUUAGAAUAGCUCUUUAUCUGAGUAGUAUAAUAGAAGUUUGUGGUGUUUUAUAAGUGAUUUCUUCUUCAUUUUAAGGAAAUAGUUUCUCUGAUGCUGAUAGUAAUUAUAAUAUUGAAAUUAAUUUAGAUUGGGUGGUAAGUGGAGCCUAACCUUAGUUCACAGAUUGUAUGGGCCAAAGAUUAUUUGGAGGUUAUAAUGUUUUUGGUGGAAGGGUUAGCGUUAGUAAGACUUUUGAACUCCCACCACAUUAUUUGAUAAAUUUGCAAGUGUAAUUUUGGAAGUAAAAUGUAUCAAUAAUAUAGAGUUGAUUCAUGGGACUGGGAAUAUGGAUAUAUAUUUGUAGAUUAUCAAAUGGCAUGGUAGAAAAAGUACAAUUACUAUGAUGGAACACAAAAGUGUGGAGGUGGAGAUUAAUGGAAAGAAGUAUCUGUGAAUUUGAACUUAAAUAUAAAGCAUAGUGGUCCUACAGCCGUGAUAGUGUUCACAACAAAUUUAGAUGAAGGCCCUGACAAUGUAAAACAACCAGAAAUUUAAUUAGGAAUCUUGGGGAUUUAGAGAUUUCAUUUUAUCAGUUGAAAAAUGUCCAGAUGGUUGUUUUGUAUGCUAAUAGACAGAUACAAUAAUAGAAUGUUAUGUUUGGAAAAUAAUCUAGACUAGUUGGAACUCAUUAGAUGUAAAUGGAAUAGUAACGGACGGUUGGAAUGUUGUAUCUGGAAUUUCUGAGUCAACUUAAUGUGGAUGUAUUUUAAUUUAUAUCAAUUAGCUGUUGCUUUGUUUGGUGGAUACUAAAAGACAGGAACUUAAACAAAAAUCAGGAAAUCUUUUUUUAAUAUUCCACCACAUUAUAAAUUGAAAAUAUAAAUUUUAUGGGCUAAAAUUGACUCUUGGGAUAAUGAAGCAGCCUAGGUGAGAGUAGAUAGUGUAUUAGUUUGGGAAAGAAGAUUUUAAUGGUAUGAGGGUUAUUUUGGUAAGAUAUGUGGGGAUUCAGAUGUGAACCAUAGAACAAUAUUUAUUAGAAUUGAAUUAGAUUUAGAUCAUACAGGUAGUCAAGUUGAAACUUCAUUUUCAACUACGCUAGAUGAGCCAACAGAUGGAGAGUCUUUUGGUUUAAGAGACUUUAUAAUUUAUUAUGGUUCUUGUACUGAUAAUUGUGCUUAAUGUACAGGACCAAGUGGAUCAGAAUGUUAAGGUAUAGAAAAUAAAAAUAAUUAGUGUGUUCUAAAGGAUGUUAUAAUACUGGAGUUAUUGAUAAAAUCUGUUAAGGUAAUUAUCAGUUAUUUAAAAAUAGUAUGCUAUCCAUCAUGUUAUUAAUGUAAUGGACCAAACAUAGAUGACUGCAUAGAUUGUGGAGACCCUAAUAUAUACAAUAAAUAAUUGAUAGCUGGAUAAUGUGUAUGCAUAAUAAGAACUAUUGAAUAUAUUUAGAAUGAUGGUACUACUUUAUGUUUGCGUAUUAAUUCUCCUUUAUUUAAUUUAGCUUGUCAUCCAAGAUGUGAAAAAUGUUAUCAGCCAUUUGAUAAUACGGUUAAUGAAUAUUGUACUAUGUGCAUAGCAGGAUAGAAUAGAGUUGUUUCUGAUUAACUUAAUUGUAUUUGUAAAGAAGGUUAUGGUGAUGAUGGCAUCUCAGAAACUUGUGUUUGUAAAUAAUUUUAAUAAUAAUAAUUUUAGAAUGUCAUUAUACAUGUGAAAAUUGUAAUGGUUCUUUACAAACUAAUUGCACAUCCUGUUCAUCCUCAUCUAAUCGUCAUUUGACUUCAGAUAAGCAGUGUCUAUGCAAUAAAGCAUACAUUGAUGAUGGAACCAACAAUAUUAAUUGUCUAUGUAUCUUAAUUAAUAUCAUCAUUUUUAUAGUCAUUUGUCAUCAUACAUGUACUGAUUGUGAUGUACCUGGUGAAGAUAAAUGCACCAGUUGUCCAGUUACAAGAUAACCAGAUGUUAUUGGAAUCACAUUUAAAUGCAUGUGCAAAGAUUCUCAUUAUUUCAGUGAUGACACCCAAUUAGAAUGUUUGGAAUGUCAUUUCACUUGUAAAACUUGUAAUGGCAUUUAUGAAAAUAACUGUUUAACAUGUGACCUUUCUUAUCGCUAAUUAGUAAUGUUCAAAUGCAUUUGUCCAUAUGGAUACUAUGAUAUUGGUUAAUUAUAAUGUUCCAGUAACUAGUAAAAUUAUUUAAAGAGUGCUAUUAUACUUGCCAUACUUGCUUUGGUCCCGAAGAAGAUAAUUGCAUUACAUGUCUGGCUAGUAACAACAGAGAAGUUAGGGCUAAUAAAUGUGUAUGUCUAGAUACAUAUAUGGAAAAACUAGUUGGUGACCCUAUGUGUUAUAGUAAAUAAUUAUAAAAUACUAGAAUGCUCUUAUCGAUGUGCUAAUUGCAGUAUUACAAUAGACAAUUGUACAUCUUGUCCAGCCUUCUCUUAUAGAGAUCUAGGAACAAAUAAUUUUUGUUCUUGUCCUGACAAGUCAUAUGACUAACCUGGAAAUCCAAUCUGCAUUAGUAUUAAUUGAGAUUCAUAUUAGUUUGUCACAAUAGUUGCUUAACAUGUAAUGGAUCGUAAUCAAAUUAAUGUACUUCUUGUAAUCCUUAAAUUUUGAGAUAAUUGGAUUCUUCAGGAUCAUGUUUAUGUCAGAGUAAAUACUAUGAUGCUGGAUAGCCUGAAUGUCAAGGUAUAAAUUAAAUGUAUUCUUUAGCAUGUAGUACCUAUUGUUUGAAUUGUGUAAAUUCAGCUAAUAAUUGUAUUUCUUGUAAACCAGAUAGAUUUUUAGUAGGAAAUGUGUGUAAUUGUUAAACCAAGUUAAAUGGAGCUAUUAUCAGUACUUAUUAAGUUUAAGGCAAAACUGAAUGUCAAAGUUUUAUCAAAUUAAUUUAACUUAGGUUGUCAUUAUUCUUGUUUAAAUUGCAAUGGAUCUACAUAAACUAAAUGUACAUCAUGUUUGGAUAGUGAAAUGAGAACUUUAUAAAAUUCAAGUUGUGUUUGUGCACCUCAUUACUUUGAUAUUGGCAAACCAAAAUGUUAAUGUACUAAUAUAAUAAUAAACAUUAGAAUGUAAUUAUAGUUGUGAAAAUUGUACAGGACUAGAUACUAAUUGUUUAACUUGUUAUCCUAACACAUUUAGAACAUUGAUUAAUUAACAAUGUCCAUGUUAAAAAGGAUACUUUGACGAUGGAUCAAAUUCUAUAUGCUAAAGUAAUUUGUAUUAAAAAUUAUCAUAAGAAUGCCAUUAUUCUUGUUCUCAAUGUAGCUCUAUUUCUACUAAAUGUGAUGCAUGUUCUUCUACAUCAAAUAGAUAAUUAAAUAUAUUGAUGUUUACUUGUAAUUGUUUAGAUUCUUAUUAUGAUUCUGGUGUUGAAACUUGUUCACAAUGCCAUUAUUCUUGUUUUACUUGUAAUUCUUUUGGAUUUCAAUUGUGUCAAUCUUGUAAAGAUAAGUCAACUUCAUUUAGAGUCUUUAAUUCAGGAAUUUGUCAAUGCUUACCUGGUUAUUAUGAUAAUGGAAUCUCUCCUAAUUGUUAAAAAUGUUAGAUAUAAUGUUUGACUUGCUAAAACACUGCAGAUUAUUGUAUAACCUGUAUAACUACAAGACACUUAGAAGGAAAUACAUGUAUAUGUGAUACAGGUUAUUUUGAUAAUAAAUUGGAUAAAUGUGGUAAAUGUGAUUAAAAUUGUUUUAAUUGCACAAUCAAUUCUAAAAAUUGUACUGAAUGUGAUUAAUCAUUAAUGAGAAUACUGGAUAAUGUUACUAAAACCUGCAUUUGUUAAGCUGGAACUACUGAGAUUAAUGGUUAAUGCUAAGUUUGUGAUAUUACUUGUUAAACAUGUUAAAAUUCAGACACUUAUUGCACAUCUUGUAAACUAUUGAGAUUAUUAAAUAACAAUAAAUGUAAUUGCAUAGAUGGCACAUAUGAGAGUGGAAAUGAUAAAUAAUGUUUACUUUGCAAUAAAACUUGUUAGACAUGUAUUAAUCAAGAAAACUAUUGUACAUCAUGUUCUGCAGAUAAAAAUCGAAUCUUCAAAACAGGAAAUAUUUGUAUAUGCCAAGAUGGAUAUUAUGAAGAAUCUAUAACUUUAAGUUGUAAAAAGUGUGAUUAGUCUUGUUUAACUUGUAAAGUAUCUCCUAAUUAUUGUUUAACGUGUGAUGCUUUGUACAAUCUCAGUUUGGAUGUUUCGAAUAGAUGUGUUUGUUCAACAGGUUUCUAUUUUAAUACAUCUACUUUAAAAUGUGAAGGUAUAAUAAUAAUAGUAAUUUAGCUUGUAAUAUUUCAUGUAAAGAAUGUAAAACAUAGACACAAUGUAUAGAGUGUGAAAAUCUUACUAGAUAUUUUGAUCCAGAUAAUUUGAAGUGUCCAUGCAAAGAUGGAUAUUAUGAGGCUCAACUCAAAAAAUGUUCAAGUACAAAUUUCAUAUUAUCAUUAGCAUGUGAUUUAAGUUGUAAGACAUGUAUCAAUUAAUCUACAUAAUGUUUAUCAUGUGAAUCAACUUAUUUUAGAAUUUUAAAUAAUUCUAAUUAAUGUAUUUGUUUAGAUGGUUAUUAUGAUAUUGGGAUUGAGAUGUGUUAAUAAUGCAAUUUAUAUUGUAAGACCUGCUAAAUAACUUCAACAAAAUGUACUUCAUGUAACUAGAUACAACAUUUUAGAGUAUUAAAUCAAAAUCAAUGUAUUUGUUAAAAUGGAUAUUAUAAUAAUAAUUCAUUAAUUUGUGAAAGUACAAAGUUACAAUUAAUUUUAUAGAAUGUUCUAAUUAAUGUCUUACAUGUGAAGGGAGAAGAGAUUAUUGUAAAAGUUGUGAUCUUAAUUAAAAUAGAAUUGAUUAAUCUGUUAUUAAUAAAUGUCCUUGUUCAAAUGGUUUCUAUUAAGAUGAAAAUGAAAAUUGUUAAAGUAUUAAUUUUAAAGCAUAAUAAGAAUGCCAUCCAAAAUGUUAAACAUGUAAUUAAUCUAAAGAGAAUUGUAUAACCUGUUCUUAUUCCAAAACUUCUAAUCGACAAAGCAUAUCUCAAAAUUGUAUUUGCAAAGAUGGUUAUUUUGAUGAUGGCAUUUAAGUGGAUUGUUAAAAAUGUAGUACACGUUGUAAGUUUUGUUAAAAUUCUUCAACUAAUUGUUUAACUUGUUUUAGCAAUCUGAGAGAUACACCUCCUAUUUGUAAUUGCAAACUUGGAUUUUUUGAAAAUUCUUUUUAGAAUUGUGAACGUAAUCAAAUCAAUUUUAUUUUAGCAUGUGAAAAUUAAUGUUUAACUUGUGAAAAGACAUCUUCAAAUUGUUUAUCAUGUAAAGAAGGAAGAUCCACUCAACUUUGUGUAUGUUAAGAUGGGUAUUAUGAAGGUGGAUAGCCGCUAUGUGUUUGUAUAUUAAUUAAUAAUAAAUUUUAGAAUGUGACUUUUAAUGUAAAACAUGCAAGGAUUCCUCAUUAAAUUGUCUAAGUUGUAAAGGAGAUCGAAUUAACAUUCCUAAAUGUGAAUGUCCUGAUGGAUUUUAUGAUGAUCUAUUAAAUGAAUCUUGUUAAGUUUGUGAUGGAUUAUGUAAAACAUGUAAUCUAGAUGGUUGUCUUAGUUGUAAUGGCAAUAGGAUCCUAUCUCCUGAAAUGUCUUGUGAUCAACCAUAAAAUUCUGUGAGCCAUCCUGAUACUGCAUGGUGUUCAAGUAUUAAUAUUUUCUAUUAAUAACAAAGCUUGUGAAGUUGCUGUAGUAGAUGUUAGGUUCUCAGAUGAUUUACUAUCUAUUUCUAUAAAGUUUGACUUUCCAUUGAAUCCAUCAUUCUUUACUACAUAAUUUUAAGAUAAUAUCUGCUUAAAAAUACUAGAUUAUCAAACAUACUAAUUACUUGGCAAGAAUCCUAUUUGUUAUGUGGAUCCAAAUGAUGAUACAAAAUUAAUUAUGAAAGUAGGAUAGCAAGUUAAGAUUAUUCCAGGGGAUAAAAUCAUUUUUUAUGAUAACUAUUUUGGUCAUCAAGGAUGCGAAAAACAAUUAGAUAUUUUUAUCUACAAUGAAAUCAAAAAUCCCAUAAAUCCUGUAUCUCCUAAAAUUAUUUAUGAUUUACCUACAUAUCUUCUCAAUCCUUGCGAUGAUAAUAUUAUAUCUAUGAAAUCAAAACUUAAUGAUGGACUUAGAGGAUUUGUUGGAAUUAAAUGGACAUACUCUGUAGAUGGAUUUAAUGGAAAUGGAGAUCUUGAUAAUUUUGUUGCUUCAUUAACCAGUUUAUAAAUGUUAGAAUUAGUUAUUCCAUACNCAUAAUAAGAAUGCCAUCCAAAAUGUUAAACAUGUAAUUAAUCUAAAGAGAAUUGUAUAACCUGUUCUUAUUCCAAAACUUCUAAUCGACAAAGCAUAUCUCAAAAUUGUAUUUGCAAAGAUGGUUAUUUUGAUGAUGGCAUUUAAGUGGAUUGUUAAAAAUGUAGUACACGUUGUAAGUUUUGUUAAAAUUCUUCAACUAAUUGUUUAACUUGUUUUAGCAAUCUGAGAGAUACACCUCCUAUUUGUAAUUGCAAACUUGGAUUUUUUGAAAAUUCUUUUUAGAAUUGUGAACGUAAUCAAAUCAAUUUUAUUUUAGCAUGUGAAAAUUAAUGUUUAACUUGUGAAAAGACAUCUUCAAAUUGUUUAUCAUGUAAAGAAGGAAGAUCCACUCAACUUUGUGUAUGUUAAGAUGGGUAUUAUGAAGGUGGAUAGCCGCUAUGUGUUUGUAUAUUAAUUAAUAAUAAAUUUUAGAAUGUGACUUUUAAUGUAAAACAUGCAAGGAUUCCUCAUUAAAUUGUCUAAGUUGUAAAGGAGAUCGAAUUAACAUUCCUAAAUGUGAAUGUCCUGAUGGAUUUUAUGAUGAUCUAUUAAAUGAAUCUUGUUAAGUUUGUGAUGGAUUAUGUAAAACAUGUAAUCUAGAUGGUUGUCUUAGUUGUAAUGGCAAUAGGAUCCUAUCUCCUGAAAUGUCUUGUGAUCAACCAUAAAAUUCUGUGAGCCAUCCUGAUACUGCAUGGUGUUCAAGUAUUAAUAUUUUCUAUUAAUAACAAAGCUUGUGAAGUUGCUGUAGUAGAUGUUAGGUUCUCAGAUGAUUUACUAUCUAUUUCUAUAAAGUUUGACUUUCCAUUGAAUCCAUCAUUCUUUACUACAUAAUUUUAAGAUAAUAUCUGCUUAAAAAUACUAGAUUAUCAAACAUACUAAUUACUUGGCAAGAAUCCUAUUUGUUAUGUGGAUCCAAAUGAUGAUACAAAAUUAAUUAUGAAAGUAGGAUAGCAAGUUAAGAUUAUUCCAGGGGAUAAAAUCAUUUUUUAUGAUAACUAUUUUGGUCAUCAAGGAUGCGAAAAACAAUUAGAUAUUUUUAUCUACAAUGAAAUCAAAAAUCCCAUAAAUCCUGUAUCUCCUAAAAUUAUUUAUGAUUUACCUACAUAUCUUCUCAAUCCUUGCGAUGAUAAUAUUAUAUCUAUGAAAUCAAAACUUAAUGAUGGACUUAGAGGAUUUGUUGGAAUUAAAUGGACAUACUCUGUAGAUGGAUUUAAUGGAAAUGGAGAUCUUGAUAAUUUUGUUGCUUCAUUAACCAGUUUAUAAAUGUUAGAAUUAGUUAUUCCAUACCAAACUCUACCAAAACAGUCUAAUAUUACCCUUUAGAUAGAGUUUCAAAAUUUUGUAGGUUCAAAGACAAUAUAAAUGAUUAAAUUGUAAACUCAUUCAGGUCAAUUUCCCACUAUACUUUGGAUUUCGAAACCUUAUUAUUAUGCUUUUGAAACUAUUGUUUUGCAAUUCUAAAUUAAAAAAAAAGAUUGUUCUGAAUCUGCAAUUACUUAAAUUGAUAAUUCUGAAUAUUAAUUAUCUUUAGUUGAAGUAUAUAGAAACAAUUCUAAUUCAAGGCCUUCAAGAGUAAAUUAUUAAGAAAUCACACGCCAAAGUUUCUUUAAUGUUACAAUCUAAAAUUAUACAUUGACUUCCAGAAUUGCUUAUACCUUCUAAUAAACAACGAUUGAUCCUUUGCUUAACUUUUCAAUUACAAGAAAUAUUACACUUGAAAUUAGCUCAGGAGGUAUAUUUUGUUAAUUUAAUGGGACAAAAAAGAUUUAGAAUUAUAGAAAAGAAACUUAUAUAUACAUAUCAUGUAAAGAUUUAGAUACUUAAUAUGACUGGAAUGAAGAUUCAGGUAUAUAAAUUAAUGUUGAGUGUGUUGAUUUGACGAUGAAUUCAUUUUGUAUGGAUUUAAAUAAAAAAAUAAUCAAAGUAAAUAAAACAGAUAGUAUCCAAGUAAUUCCCAAAUAAACAAUACAGCCUUAUACUAUUUAAAGUUGGACAGUAGUGGCUUCAAAAAAUUAAUUUACUUAUAAAUUUAAAUAAAAUAUUGUCUAUCUAGAUAAUGAUUUUAAAUUAUUAAAUGUUACUUAUAGUAAAGGGUAUUUAAUGAGACCAGUUAAUAACUAUGAAAAUUUGGAAUUCACUAUUAAUAUUCCUUUUUAAGAUCGAUAGUAUCUGUUAGAAUAUCAAGUAGCUAUUAUUUAUAAUUUUGAACUCAUUAAGAUAUUACAAUCGGAAUACUUUUAAUACUAAUUACGAAUAUUUGAUUAUUUUUAGGAAUUUACAAAAGGAAAAUAAAUAAAUUUGAAAUUUUUGGCUUAGUUUACUAAUGAAAUUAUACCUAGUUAAGAAGAUCUAUAGUUAAUUGUUAAUUAACCUCCUACUUGUUUAGUGAGUUUGAGUGAAUAAACAGUUGAAGCAUUGAGACCCUUAAAAAUUAUUACAAUUUGUGAUUUUUCUGAUGCAGCUCCAUAUACAUAUUAAUUGAGAUAUUUUCUUAAAAAUUAAGAUUUAAUUGAUUUUUUGAAUAGUAAAUCUGAUUAUUCAUUAAUUUUGAGUAGUUAUUAAAGUUCAAAUAUUUUGGAAGGGUAUUUUCCAUAAGCUGAUGGCAUUCUCUUAAUAUAAGCAAUGGAUUCCAAAGGAUCAUACUUAAAUAUUGAGAAAUAGUUAAAUGUAACAAAGAUUGUUCUCAAUUGUUCCAACAUAAUAAUAAAUUAAUAUAAUUUUAAAUAGCAUAUUUCUUUAUUAUUAGAAAUUUUAUUGAAUCAUUAAGAUUAAAAAUAAUGUAUUAAUCUGUCCUAAGAGUUAUUUUCAAAAAUAAAAACCUUUUUGGAUUCUGAUAAUAUUGAUGAUCAAUUAUUAGUUUAUCAAACAACUAAAUUAUAUAAAAGAUUAAUUCAAGAUAAUAAUAGUUCCAAUACUUCUAUAAGAUUAUUGAAUGAUAAUUCAGAAAGUUGUUUUAAGAAUUCUACAAAAACUUUUUAUUUCGCAAUCCCACAUGCUGAUACUCAGUCAACUGUCACUCCAACUAGUUUACAAGCAGAAUUAAAAAAAAUUAUUACUAUUGUUCAGAAAAUGAUAAUAAAGUCAACUAAUUUUGAUGAUUAGAUAAAUUAAGACGUAGUGUUUUUGGAUGAAAAACUUUAUUAGAAAAAAGAUGCUAUAUUGGACUCUUUAUUAGUUAUGUAACUUUUGAUUGAUGACAUUUUUCUCAAGAUUCCUACAGCUAUUGUUAGUUCUUAAUAAGAUAAAGAAUAGAUUAUUGAUAUAGCAGAGGGAUUAAUAAAUCUUAUUGAAAAGAUUGCAUUGCAUGUGAAUGUAAAAGCAAAAGUAAAUGGUCCUCAAUUAAUUGUUAAUGGAUAAAUUCUAAAAUGGUAAUUAUCAAAAAUUACUAAAGAUAUUUUAAAUAACUAAUUCGAUAUUGAUAGAGAUUUAUUAGAUGGUUUGAUUGAUUUUGUAUAAAAGGAAUAAAUAGAAUUAAAUUACAACUAUUUAAAUCUAUCUCAAGAAUUAUAAACAAAAUUGCUAAAAUUCUUUAAUUUAACUACCCUUGAAAUUGAUCAAUAUAAUUACAAGAAAACCAAUCUAUAGAAUCAUCUCUAUAAGGAUCGUUAUAUAGAAUAUCAAGAUACAAUUAAAUAAUACAUGAUCGAUAUGUUUAAAACUCCAUACUGUUAAGAAUAAGUUCCAUAAGAUAAACUUUACUCCUAUGAUUGUGUUAAUAUCCAUUAAGAUGAAUAAUUUUAUAAAUGUGAAUUCUUAACUGAGGAAAUUGAUAAUCAAACUGUUUAAGUCUCUUGUAAAUGUCAAAAAUUAGGAAGCAUUUUUUUAAUAAAAUUCCUCAACAAUUCAAUUAUAUAAUAAAAUUUCACAUAAAAUUCUUUUAAUGAAUAUCAAGUGGAUAAUUCGAAUUUACAAUUAAAUGAAUAACCAAUUUUACUAUUUCAAGGCAUCUUCAUUGCUUUUUCUUUAUUCUUUUAUUAUGAAUUAGUUUCAAUCGAAAUUAAAUCAAAAUAAAAACCAAUAUUUAACAGAGUAGAUUCAGAUCUUAGCGGAGAUGAAACUCAAAAAUAAGGAAAAGCUAAAAUUUUACACUUUUAUCCAGGACAUUUAUCUGUUUUCAAAUAAUCAUUCAAAGUAAGUUUUAUUUUUAAUAUAUAGUUUAUUCAUGAAAUAUUAUCCUUUUUUUUUACAGAAAGUAUCAUCCUUACUAAAAGUUAUCGAUUUUUGGAACUAUCGAUCAAAAUAAGUUUGUUGAUACCAUUCUCGUUUUUGGAAAUAUCUUUUUUAGCUGAAAUUACAAUCUAUGGAAUCUUACUAAUCAAUAGCGGAACUUUUCUAUUUAUUAAAAUUAUUCUCUAGAUAUUUUAGUCUAUUUACAGAUUUGGAGGAAAAUGGAGUAUUUUAAUUGCUAUUUUCUAUUUACUAAUACAUUUCCUUUGUUAUCUGGAAUUUAUUCUUUAAUUGAAGAAUAGGUAAAUAUCAAUCUAUAUCUAUUUAGUUAAAAAGACCUUUAAAUAAUCAAUAUUUAAAUUAUUAUCAUUUUAAUUAGUUCACUCAUUUUAUUUUAUAUCAUUUUGGAACCAAUUAUGAUAUUCCUAAGAAUAAUUAUUUUUAAACAUAUCACUUAAUAAAUGAGAAAUUAGGUUAUUAAUCCAUUGUAUUAACUUGUUUACUUUUUUGUUGGCCAUCAAAAGUUAGAUGAACUCUUUAAUAAUUAUGCCUUUAUUUGA
Messenger RNA from Paramecium primaurelia, 10999 nucleotides. The record is from the annotation of a GenBank genome assembly. Lineage: Eukaryota; Ciliophora; Oligohymenophorea; Peniculida; Parameciidae.